AUGCAGAUCUUCGUGAAAACUUUAACAGGAAAGACCAUCACCUUGGAUGUAGAGUCAUCCGACACGAUUGAAAAUGUAAAAGCUAAAAUACAAGAUAAAGAAGGUAUUCCCCCCGAUCAGCAAAGACUCAUUUUCGCCGGAAAACAAUUAGAGGACGGAAGAACCUUGUCCGACUACAACAUCCAAAAGGAAUCCACCUUACACUUAGUCUUACGUUUACGAGGUGGUAUGCAAAUUUUUGUGAAGACCCUAACGGGAAAGACCAUCACCUUGGAUGUAGAGUCAUCCGACACGAUUGAAAAUGUAAAAGCUAAAAUACAAGAUAAAGAAGGUAUUCCCCCUGAUCAGCAAAGACUCAUUUUCGCCGGAAAACAAUUAGAGGAUGGAAGAACCUUGUCCGAUUACAACAUCCAAAAAGAAUCCACCUUACAUUUAGUCUUACGUUUACGAGGUGGUAUGCAAAUUUUUGUAAAAACCCUAACGGGAAAGACCAUCACCUUGGAUGUAGAGUCAUCCGACACGAUUGAAAAUGUAAAAGCUAAAAUACAAGAUAAAGAAGGUAUUCCCCCUGAUCAGCAAAGACUCAUUUUCGCCGGAAAACAAUUAGAGGAUGGAAGAACCUUGUCCGAUUACAACAUCCAAAAAGAAUCCACCUUACAUUUAGUCUUACGUUUACGAGGUGGUAUGCAAAUUUUUGUAAAAACCCUAACGGGAAAGACCAUCACCUUGGAUGUAGAGUCAUCCGACACGAUUGAAAAUGUAAAAGCUAAAAUACAGGACAAGGAAGGUAUUCCCCCUGAUCAGCAAAGACUCAUUUUCGCCGGAAAACAAUUAGAGGAUGGAAGAACCUUGUCCGAUUACAACAUCCAAAAAGAAUCCACCUUACAUUUAGUCUUACGUUUACGAGGUGGUAUGCAAAUUUUUGUAAAAACCCUAACGGGAAAGACCAUCACCUUGGAUGUAGAGUCAUCCGACACGAUUGAAAAUGUAAAAGCUAAAAUACAAGAUAAAGAAGGUAUUCCCCCUGAUCAGCAAAGACUCAUUUUCGCCGGAAAACAAUUAGAGGAUGGAAGAACCUUGUCCGAUUACAACAUCCAAAAAGAAUCCACCUUACAUUUAGUCUUACGUUUACGAGGUGGUAUGCAAAUUUUUGUAAAAACCCUAACGGGAAAGACCAUCACCUUGGAUGUAGAGUCAUCCGACACGAUUGAAAAUGUAAAAGCUAAAAUACAAGAUAAAGAAGGUAUUCCCCCUGAUCAGCAAAGACUCAUUUUCGCCGGAAAACAAUUAGAGGAUGGAAGAACCUUGUCCGAUUACAACAUCCAAAAAGAAUCCACCUUACAUUUAGUCUUACGUUUACGAGGUGGUAUGCAAAUUUUUGUAAAAACCCUAACGGGAAAGACCAUCACCUUGGAUGUAGAGUCAUCCGACACGAUUGAAAAUGUAAAAGCUAAAAUACAAGAUAAAGAAGGUAUUCCCCCUGAUCAGCAAAGACUCAUUUUCGCCGGAAAACAAUUAGAGGAUGGAAGAACCUUGUCCGAUUACAACAUCCAAAAAGAAUCCACCUUACAUUUAGUCUUACGUUUACGAGGUGGUAUGCAAAUUUUUGUAAAAACCCUAACGGGAAAGACCAUCACCUUGGAUGUAGAGUCAUCCGACACGAUUGAAAAUGUAAAAGCUAAAAUACAGGACAAGGAAGGUAUUCCCCCUGAUCAGCAAAGACUCAUUUUCGCCGGAAAACAAUUAGAGGACGGAAGAACCUUGUCCGAUUACAACAUCCAAAAGGAAUCCACCUUACACUUGGUCUUACGUUUACGAGGUGGUUUUUAA
Plasmodium knowlesi strain H is the source of this 1830-nucleotide messenger RNA. Its product is annotated as polyubiquitin, putative. The transcript has 2 exons. Gene Ontology annotation, biological process: protein ubiquitination; modification-dependent protein catabolic process. The record is from RefSeq and is a predicted model, not a curated record. Bases 1 to 1830 code for a protein of 609 amino acids. Gene Ontology annotation, molecular function: protein tag activity; ubiquitin protein ligase binding. NCBI's taxonomy places the organism in Eukaryota, Apicomplexa, Aconoidasida, Haemosporida, Plasmodiidae. Gene Ontology annotation, cellular component: nucleus; cytoplasm.